Messenger RNA from Alternaria burnsii, 1344 nucleotides. RefSeq lists its product as uncharacterized. The transcript is spliced from 4 exons. NCBI's taxonomy places the organism in Eukaryota, Fungi, Ascomycota, Dothideomycetes, Pleosporales, Pleosporaceae. The record is from RefSeq and is a predicted model, not a curated record. The coding region runs from base 1 to 1344 and encodes 447 amino acids.
AUGAUUUCUCUUUUCCGAAAAUGCAUCCUGCUGUGGCUCGCUACUGUCUUCGUGGCUACUGCAGCACAGCAGACUGCUCUGUCAGAGCUUCCGGAAUGCGCUCAAAUCUGCCUUCUAAGAGCUUUCGGCACAGACACUUGCGCGCCAACAGAUCAAGCCUGUAUCUGCACCAACGAAGUCUUCCAGAACAAUGUAACAUUGUGUGUAAGCAGCAGCUGCACCAUUCCUGAAGCUCUAGUCACACGAAAUGUCAGUCUUACCAACUGCGGUGCACCGGUGCGACAUCGUGGAGAACACUACGUGACGUUGUCAAACGCAAUGGUAUGCAUCGCCGCUGCCUUCGUUGUGAUCCGUUUCGCCUUCAAGGCCACCGUGUCGAGACUCGACUUUGGUUACGAUGACUUUUGCGUCCUGGCGACGCUUAUAGCCGCCAUACCCAGCGCCAUCAUCACUGUUUUCGGUACUGUAAAGAAUGGACUUGGUCAAGACCUUUGGGCCUUGACUCCAACGGAGAUCACCCAGAUGCUGCAAUACUUUUACAUUAUGGCGUGGCUGUAUUUUCUCCAGCUCACGCUGCUGAAGCUCACUCUGUUGUUCUUCUACAUCCGCGUGUUUCCUAGUAAAGAAGUCCAGCGACUGUUAUGGGGUACUGUCAUCUUCACUGUACUCUGGGGCUUGGCCUUUAUCAUUGUUGCGGUAUUCCAGUGUCGGCCGAUUCACUACUUCUGGACGAAAUGGGACGGUAUGCAUGAGGGCACUUGUCUGGAGAUCAACGCCAUCACCGCAUCAAACGCUGCCAUCUCGAUUGCUCUGGACUUCUGGAUUUUGGGUAUACCUCUCUGGCAGCUUUGGGGGCUGAAGCUACACUGGAAAAAGAAGGUCGGUGUAGCACUUAUGUUUUGCGUCGGCACUUUCGUUACCGUCGUCAGUAUUCUGCGUCUGCAGGCUCUGGUGCACUUCGCCGCUUCCUCGAACGUAAGCUGGGAGUUCUACGACGUUUCAGUGUGGAGCACGAUCGAAAUAUGCGUUGGUAUCAUGUGCGCUUGCCUUCCAACACUCCGCCUUCUCCUGGUUAAACUCUUCCCUAUCCUUGGCGGCUCCUCAGUACGCAGUCGUCAACAGUACUACAACUACGGUAGUGGCAACGAACUCAAGAACGUUAGCCAGAAACACAAGUCAUACAACAUGAACACUAGCGCUGCUAUAUCGAGUCCUCGGACCGAGUCUUUCGACGAUAAGAUAGAAGACGGCAUUAGGGUUAAGACCUCCUACAUGGUAAAGCAUAGUCAUAGCGACACAGAUGAAGCGAGCCUAGUAAGCCAUGAGGGACCACAGAGGCAGUAG